AUGUCCCUUCCCUUUUAUUUCUCCCUCUGUUUUCUUUGUUCUCUUUCAUUUAUUCUUCCUGUUCCUUCUCUGGGUGCCAACGACACCGUUCCAUGUCCCUUGAACAUCACGGUGCUCCGCGUGGUGGGCGGCGGCGCCCGUCCCUCAUUCGACGCCGGCACUCAGUGCCAUUACAUCCUGCAGGCCCUGCAUCUCCUCCAGGCGGACUACCUCCGCCGCAGCAGCUUCUUUGUGCCGCCGCUCAACGCCUCCGAGUCCUGCUGGGCCUCCUUCCAGUCCUUCAUCAACGAAUUCGACCCCAACAUCGAUAUCCGCUCCUCCUGCGGUCUCCAAACCGCGUGGAUCUCCCAAGGCUGCAUGAACAUCACCACCAAAAAGGAGUUCGAAGACACCGUCCCCACCGCCGCAAUCCAAGCCGUCCAAGAUAACUGCAACCAGUCCCUCGAGAACAACGCCCCUUGCGCCCUCUGCACCACCAAGCUCUCCAACCUUCUCUCCUACUUAACGGGCCCAACCGUCGGGAACGUCUCCGAUUGCCGCGCCUAUACCUCCAUCUACGCCGCCUCUCUCUCUGACCAGUACGGUGCCACUGACCCUGGAACCGCCAAGUGCCUCUUCGGCCUCGAUUUUUCCUCCUCCGGUUCCAUCGGUAAGCGCCGAAUCAUUAUUAUCGUCGUUUCCGUUUUCUGUUUUGUGGCUUUGCUUGCUUUUGCCGGGGUUUGGACUUACGUUAGAUUCAAGAAGAGGAAGGAGGUUGCGAGAGGGAAGGGUGUUGGAACAUCUGAACUUGGUUUGGGUUCUCGGUUGGAUUCCAUAAACCAGAGUACGACUUUGAUUAGGUUCACAUUUGAUGAGAUUAAAAAGGCUACUAGGAACUUCUCCAGGGAUAACAUAAUCGGGAGUGGGGGCUAUGGGAAUGUUUAUAAGGGGGUGUUGUUGGAUGGUAGCCAAGUUGCAUUUAAGAGGUUCAAGAAUUGUUCUGUUGCUGGGGAUGCUAGCUUCACUCACGAAGUUGAGGUUAUUGCGAGUGUUCGCCAUGUGAAUCUUGUUACCUUAAGAGGUUAUUGUACUGCCACCACCAAUUUAGAGGGCCACCAGAGGAUUAUUGUCACUGAUUUGAUGGAAAAUGGGAGUCUUUAUGAUCAUUUGUUUGGUUCUUCUAAGAAGAACCUCAGUUGGCCUACUCGUCAAAAGAUUGCUCUUGGCACUGCUAGAGGGUUGGCUUAUUUGCAUUAUGGGGCUCAACCUUCCAUCAUUCACAGGGAUAUUAAAGCUAGUAACAUUCUUCUGGACCAUAAGUUUGAAGCCAAGGUGGCGGAUUUCGGGUUGGCGAAGUUCAACCCCGAGGGAAUGACGCAUAUGAGCACUAGAGUGGCUGGGACUAUGGGGUAUGUUGCUCCUGAAUACGCCUUGUAUGGACAGUUGACAGAGAGAAGUGAUGUGUUCAGUUAUGGUGUUGUGCUUCUUGAGCUUUUGAGUGGGAAAAAGGCUCUUCAAACGAACGAUGAUGGGCAACCCUCUGCACUCACUGACUUGGCUUGGUCGUUGGUUAGAAACGGUAGCGCUUUGGAUGUUGUUGAAGAUGGCAUUCCAGAACCUGGUCCACCAGAAGUUCUUGAGAAGUAUGUGUUGAUUGCUGUGUUGUGUUCUCAUCCACAGCUAUAUGCUAGGCCAACAAUGGAUCAGGUUGUUAAAAUGCUGGAGACAGAUGAAUCGGUUCCUUCGUUAAUGGAAAGGCCAAUUCCUUUUAUUGCUGGGAGGAUUGAUAUUGAGAAAUCUGCGCUGAGUAACUCGGGUCAGCUCUGCAGUCCAACUGGUUAUCAAGCAUAUACAUUACAAAGUCGCGGCAGAUCUGCCUCUAAAGAAGAAGAGGAAGAAGAUGAAGGAAGUUCAGUGGCUGAUACUGUUACCACGGAAUGA
Sphenostylis stenocarpa is the source of this 1920-nucleotide messenger RNA. NCBI's taxonomy places the organism in Eukaryota, Viridiplantae, Streptophyta, Magnoliopsida, Fabales, Fabaceae. The record is from the annotation of a GenBank genome assembly.